GCCGUGAACGCAGCGCAUGCAUGUCAGUUUUUGAAUGUCUCUUUGCGUGUGUUAUAUAUGCCUAUGAGUUAUUCCCGAAGAUAGUUCAGCGCUUUCAUUCGCCUCCGAGUCUGUCCCGCUGCGACAUGGCAGCGGCGGCAGCAGAAGGGCCGGAGGACUGGAGCCGGAGCGGCGGCGCACCGGGGGCUCGAACAGGUGACGGGGAACCUGAGGAGGCCGAGGAGUUCACCUGCUCGGCCUACUGCUCGGAGCUCUCCCGGCGGCAGAACCAGCAGAGGAAGGCGGGGCUGUUCUGCGACGCGACGCUGGUCUUCAGCUCCGGCGGGGGGUCCGAGGAGGAGGAGAGGGUCCAGACCUUAUCCGCCCACCGCUCCGUGUUAUCCGCGGCGUCGCAGUACUUCACGCUGCUGCUGGGGGGGCAGUUUUCAGAGUCCGUGUCCGGGAGAGUGGAGCUGAAGGAAUGGAGCUCCACAACGGGACCGGACCCAGACACCGUGGAGAGUGUCAUACAGUUCAUGUACACAGGGGAGAUCAGGGUGACCACCGCCAAUGUGCAUGAGGUGUUGGAACUUGCUGACAGGUUCCUGUUGACGCAGCUGAAGAUUUUCUGUGCAGAGUUUCUGAUGAAGAAGGUGAGCCUGUCCAACUGUGUAGCAGUGCACAGCCUCGCCCACAUGUACACCUUGGACCAGCUGGCCAAGGGAGCCGCUGAGAUGAUCAGAAGAAACUUCCACAAAAUUAUCCGCAGCGAGGAGUUCAACACGCUGCCGGUUCACCUGCUGCGGGACUGGCUGUCGGACUCGGAAAUCACCGUGGAUUCGGAACAGGAGUUGUUCGAGACCAUCGUAAAAUGGGUGCACCAAAGCACAGAGGAACGAGAGAAGCAUUUUGAGGAGCUGUUCAAGCUUUUAAGGCUGCCUCAGAUUGCUCCUACAUACCUGACACGGGUGGUGAGAAAGGAGCCCUUAGUGGCAAACAAUGCAACUUGUCAGCGGCUGGUGUCUGACGCUCUUGAGGUCCACGCUGUUCGUCUUGAGAGCCUCAAGUCAUCUGAUUUAGAGCCCGGUGCCUCCUACGGGGCAGCAGUCCAGCCACGAUUUGGCCAGAACAUGGAUGUAAUCAUGGUAGUGGGUGGCGUUUCAGAAGGUGGAGACUAUUUGAGUGAGUGCGUGGGCUACUUUGUUGCUGAGGACCGUUGGGUCAACCUGCCACACAUUCACAACCACCUUGACGGACAUGCCAUCGCAGUCACCGACAGCCAUGUUUACGUGGCGGGCUCCAUGGAGCCGGGCUUCGCCAAGACGGUGGAGCGCUACAACCCCAACCUCAACACCUGGGAGCAGGUCAGCAGCCUGACCACCCGCAAGCACUCCUUCGGCCUCACUUGCAUCAAAGACAUUCUCUACAGCAUCGGUGGCCAUGGCAACUUCAGCCCAGGCUUUAAGGAUGUUACUGUCUACGAGCCUGAGCAGGACGAGUGGCAAAAUCUCGAGCCAGCACCAAAGAUACUACGAGAUGUAAAGACAUUGAGCGUGGACGACCGCUACGUGUACGUGAUGGCCAGGACCCCUGUAGACAUGGACAGCGAUGAUGGACUGAGCACUAUGACCACUUGCUAUGACACAGAGAGUCACAAGUGGCAGGAAGUGGACUCCCUACCGCUCAUCGAUAACUACUGCAGUUUUCAAAUGGCUGUUGCGACCACCAACUUCUACCACACUGCUUCCUGUUGCUCCAAGGGCUACAAGGUAACGCUUGAAGCCGCUCAGCAGAAAAUAAGCAGAAACAUCUCUGAAGACAUCCUCGACAGCCUUCCUCCGGAGGUCCUCGGCAUGGAAGGUGCUGCCAUUUGCUACCUGGGUGACGACAUCUUCAUCAUCGGCGGGUGGAGGAACAGCAACAACAUGGACAAGCAGUACCGCAAGGAGGCCUACCGUUACUGUGCUGAGAGGAAGCGCUGGAUGCUGCUGCCUCCGUUACCUCAGCCACGUUGCAGAGCCGCAGCCUGCCACGUUCGCAUCCCCUACCAGUAUCUUUAUGGCUGCCAGCACUACCCCAUGCCCCAGAACCUGGCUCGCCAGCGAGACCGCAUGCAACAGAUGCAGCAGCUCCAUCGCCGCACCCUCACUCUGCGCAGACAGCUGCAGUCUCAGAUUGAAUGUUGAGAUGGAAAGCUGCACGAAUGUGACUUCCUGCACUUAAUCUGCUGAUAAUUGCCUUGUUUUUAAUCACAAUUCUAUCUUAUGUUUUGCUUUUAUUGAGGGGAAAUGUCUGCAUGGGGCUGCUUAAAAAAAGAUUGAAGAUUACAAUGUUGUUCAAAAAAUUAAGGUUUAGACAGGCUACGUGUUGUCUUCAUUUUGGCCUUACAUUAUUAGCUUAUGCCUUACUUUUAUUCUGCUAGUAAAUGAUACUGUGAUUGCUGUGGCAUUUUCUGAAAAGAUUGACGAUUUCAUUGCUUAGCAGAAAAAAAGCUCCGCUUUUAUAUGUGGUCCAUUAAGAGACUAGUGUGCAGGAUUCAGUGGCAUCUAGUGGUGAAGUUGCAGAUUGCGUGUAGGAGAACUAUGGCGACUGCGAAACUUGCAAAAAGUCCUAUUUAGAGACAGUGAUUGGUUUGUCCGUUCUGGGCUACUGUAGAAACAUGUCGGUUCAACAUGGCUGCCUCCGUGGAGAAGACCCGCUCCCUCUGUAGAUAGAAACACCUUAUUCUAAGGUAACCAAGUCACAAUUCUCGUUUUCAGGUGAUUAUACACUAAUAAAAAUUUACCUAUGGGUCUUACAUUCCAUUUCUGCUAAUAUAUGCUCCUACCUGUUACUCACUGGACCUUUUAGCAACUGCUGUAAAUGAUGUCAACGUGUUUUGCUGUAAGUUAGAAUAAAACUAUGACAGUUCUCAGUGACACUUUUCUGUGAAAUUGUGAGUGGGUUGAAGUGUCAAGAUGUAAACUUAGCUAAGUAAAUGAUGUCUACAUUAAUUGUGACGACAAACUGUCGGUGUGGGGAUAAAAAGUCAGCUUCAACUUUUUACUCCUCUCUGCUAUAAUUUCUCUUCUACCUCCUAUUUCCAUCUUGGUUUUGCCUUUUUUGCACUGUAGGGAUUGUUGAUUGUAUAUAGUGUGUGUGUGGUGUGUGCCCUACUUGAAGUAGACAAUCGUUUAUCAUGAUUUUGGGAGCAAGAAAAGUAUUGAGUAAAGCACAUAUUGGGGAACAGGGUGUUCAGCAUGCUUAAUACACUAAACUUUUCUGUGCACUAAAACAGUUUUUACAGAUUGUAUAGUCCCUUUUUUGCCAUUCCAAUAAUGUCCUAUUUCUUUUAUUUAAUUGGAUUUCCCAGUUUGUUGCAUACCCUGAAAGAUAGACCAAAUACCAGGAGUCAUUUUUUUGACGCACAAAAAAUAGCUCUAUUUACUUUAUAGAUUUGGUUUGUUGGGUUUUAGUGGAGUUGUUUGGUUUGUUCUGCCUUUGUGCUUCUGGCAGAAUUUGUGUUGCCUCUUACUUUAUCUCAGUGAAUUAGAGCUCAUGUUCACAUAUGCACACUCCACUGUGGAAAGACUAUGAAAACACAUUAAACCAGGAGGCAAAAUGUCCCCAGUUGUGCCAUAAAAUCCUAACUGCCCCAUAAUACAGUUGAAUUAAUUGUAUUUCCUGCACUAAAGGACCUUGAAUGUUAACUUGAACAUUGUACAGUGUUGUGUGGACCAGUUACUGAGCUCCCUGUUAAUAUUUAAUGCCUGUGAUAUCCCCAGCCAAGCUGUUUAUAAAUGUGAUCGAAUUAAGAUUUCUGAGCCUGCCAUGUUUGGACAGUAUUCAUUGAUUAAUCAAAUUCAUUUGAUCCAUUUUAUGUGGAGUUUUUGAAUUGUCAAGAAUUAGUUUCAAGACACACAACCACAGGAUUACUGCAAAAUGCAAUAGAGCAGACAUUUAUUCAUAUUUUAGUGAUUAGCUGCAGUAUAUCAAUAUCAGAUUUGAAACUGGGUUUGAAGUUUUGCCCCCCUUUGAACACUGGAGAUCCAGUGCCAUAUGUACAGAUUUCAUGCAACCACAUGCACUGUGUUACAUAUUGUGUCAUUUCAUUUGUAUGUGCAAGAGCUGCAAAUGUACAGCCAUUUGCAAUAAACAAUCAAACCA
This is a messenger RNA of Morone saxatilis (striped sea-bass), 4125 nucleotides long. It is a transcript of the gene klhl11, whose product is annotated as kelch-like family member 11. Gene Ontology annotation, molecular function: protein binding. NCBI's taxonomy places the organism in Eukaryota, Metazoa, Chordata, Actinopteri, Moronidae. The transcript is spliced from 2 exons. Bases 21 to 2165 code for a protein of 714 amino acids. The record is from RefSeq and is a predicted model, not a curated record.